AUCUGCAAAGAUGUGAGAGUGUGUCCGGAAGCCCGGAGUUUCCGGAAGGUUGAGGGAGAUUUCCAGGCGAAUUGGAAUUCGGAGAGCACGGGGGUGCCUCCGUAGCCAAAUAGCCUGGUGGUUAAAAUCGGGAAGGGUUGACUUUUGGUGGAGAGGCGGAGACUCAGAGUAGGCGGCUCAGGGUUGAUGCUGCGUGUCAGGUGGUGGCUGCAGGAUCGGCGGCGGCGGCGGCAGCGUCAGCAGCAGCAGCAGCAGGGGCAGCAGCAGGAGCACUUUUUUGCAGGGGCCCAGCACCAGGCACCGCUGUGCGGGCGCUGCGCUGGGAUGCGCCGGGCUGCCUCGCUUUGCAGAGCGCGCGCCCAGCGCUCCCCCUAAUCUGCUAGUGCUCUGGCUCCCUGGGGAUGAGCGCAACGGAGAGGUUAAUAUGCGUUUGUGAUGCUACCUUGAGGGAGGGAGAGGCGUUCCUCCUAAUUUUUUUACCUGCUUGGUGAAAACGCUUUGAUCCGAAAUGACAGGGAAGCAUGGAAGAUAGCAACAUGGAAAAGAAACUGCAGGGGAGUAAAAGAGGUUCUUCCCAAAGAGAAAUCCCCAUCCCACCAGCCGCGCUGCUGCUGCUUGUCAUGGUCCUUAUGAACAUCCUCCUCUAUCUCUACCUUGAUCAUGUUUUUGUUUCUCCUCUGCCCUCUGGUGUGGAGGCCCGUCCAUGUCCCUUUGGUACCUUCCGUAUGGGACAAAUGAAAAAUUGUUCCCCUUGGCUAUCCUGUGAAUCCCUGAGAACAGCAGUCAGGAAGCUGAAACGUGUUGGGGAAGGAGCUGUGAAAAGGGUCUUCCUUUCCGAAUGGAAGGAACAGAAAGUUGCUCUUUCCCAGCUCACCAGUCCAGAGAUGAAAGAAGAUUUCCUCCACGGCGUGAAGAUGCUCAAGGCCUUACAGAGUGAACACGUGGUCUUGCUGAUUGGCUGCUGUGAAGAUGACGGCACUCUUCUUACCGAAUAUCAUCCCUUGGGUACUUUGAAGACUCUGGAAGAAACAUUAAACCUCCCUAAAUAUCAAAGCCUGAACACCUGGCAUCACAGAUUGAAACUGGCAAUUAACUAUGUAAGUAUCAUUAACUAUUUACAUACCAGUCCCCUGGGUACGUUGGUGAUGUGUGACUCAAAUGACUUAGACAAAAUGCUUUCUCAGUACCUGUUGGCAAGCAAUUUUCAUAUUGUGGCAAAUGACCUGGACGCCCUGCCUGUUGUCCACAAGAGUAAUGGGACCCUGAUCAAAUGCGGCCACAGGGAACUUGUGGGAGAAUUUGUAGCCCCUGAGCAACUGUGGCCUUAUGGAGAGGAAACACCGUUUGAUGAUGAGCGUAUGCCACCAUAUGAUGAGAAGACAGACAUCUGGAAAAUACCCGAUGUCACCAGCUUCCUUUUGGGGCAUGUGGAAGGGAGUGAUGUUGUCAGAUUCCAUUUGUUUGAGAUCCACCAGGCGUGUAAGAAGAAGAAUCCAGAGGAAAGGCCUUCAGCCCAGGAGGUCCUAGACGCUUACCGAAGGUUUUAAAUUCUCUUAGAGACACAGUCUUGCCUGGGGUAAGAGAAAUGUUGUGAAAACGAGACUAAUCAGUGAGAGGUGGGCCCUGAUGAUCUAAUGGAAAAAUACAAGCUGCUUUUCUCAGCUGA
Phascolarctos cinereus (koala) is the source of this 1666-nucleotide messenger RNA. RefSeq names its product protein O-mannose kinase (gene POMK). The record is from RefSeq and is a predicted model, not a curated record. Lineage: Eukaryota; Metazoa; Chordata; Mammalia; Diprotodontia; Phascolarctidae. Gene Ontology annotation, cellular component: endoplasmic reticulum membrane. Gene Ontology annotation, molecular function: protein kinase activity; ATP binding; carbohydrate kinase activity. Gene Ontology annotation, biological process: protein phosphorylation; carbohydrate phosphorylation; protein O-linked glycosylation.